UUUUACUUCUUCUCUUUCCCAUCCUUAAUGGCUGCCAUCAACACAACCUCCACUGCCAACGCAGUUGAUGCCAAUAUGGAAGACUCAUCCCACAUCUCCACGCCCGAGGAAUCAAUCCUGUCUUUCCUUACCACAGACUUUCUUGAAUCCCAAACAACCCAUCCUUCUGAUUUCGAUCAACAGUUCUUUGACACGCUCCCAACUGACAAUGACAACACUCUAAAGUACCAAGAUCUCCUACACCCUCCCUCUCCACCGACCUCUGUUGGCACCUUCUCCGAAUCCUCCGGCUCUCCUCAGCACUCCAACAUGGACUCGUGCGACGAAGGCUCAACUUCAGACGUACCAAUGGACAGCACCUCACUCGAGUACUGGCAAUACAUUUAUUCUGACCUCACCCCCAACUCGACCUUCCCCCUCCUGACAGACACUUCUCAACAGCAACAGCAACAGCAGCCCGGUGCUUGGCCAAUCCUAUCCAACGUUGAUGGAUCUUUAUUACAGCCAUCGGUCCUUGCAUUCCCAACGGACGCUCUUCUCAACUCAAACAGUCCUCUUCAUCCUAAUAGCCCAGCCAUUAUCAACCCCACUAUCGAUACUUCGAACCCUGUUAAUAACCGUACCAACACCAACACUCCACCUUCCCCUGCCUCCUCCGUCAAGACAGAGAAGAGAACAAAAAGAGCCAAGAAGCACUCUGCUCCCCCUCAGCCCGUACUAGCGCCCCUUGCCCCUCUAAAGCCUCUCAUGCCCUUAGGCUCCCUAGCCCAGAUAGCCCCCAAUCCCGCACCACUCUCUCCACCCAACGAAGUCUUUAUUAAAAAGUCGCCCUCACUCUCUCCCCGUAUCAUCGCUGCCCCUCCCCCACCACCUGCAUCCAACAACACCAAUGCUCUCCGCAGACCAUCCAUCAUCCCCGCACCAGCCCAAAACGGCACCCGAUCCAAUCCUGUGCUCGUAAAGUCGACUCUCAUCCCUGAGGAGAAACCACAAUCGGAGGCGGCUUUGACUGCACAGGCCAAGCGACAGGAGCGUCUUAUUAAAAACCGCGCCGCCGCUCUACUCUCCCGCAAACGCAAGCGCGAGCAUAUCAACUUACUUGAGACCCAUACCGAUCUUCUCAAGACCACGAACCAGGAAUUGACCGAACGCGUCUCCGAGCUUGAAGAGAACGUCAGAGUGUUGACGACCGAGCGCGAUACCGCCCGUGAGGAGCGUGACUCUGCGAGGAAAGAAUGUGAAUCACUCCAGCGCCAAAUUAAAGUCCUUACUCAUCAUCAACCACAGACUGACGCCUUUCAUAUGGACAUGGAUCUGGAACGUAACAUCCGCACCUCCGUCGAUACAGAUCGUGGACUCAACUCAAAGGCCACUGGUGUUGUCUUCAUGAUCAUUCUCUUUUCAUUCGCAUUAUUCAAUUUGCCAGGCGGUAAACUUGAAACGCUCAUGGUCGGCGGAUCUUUAGACCGCGCAAGAAUCGGCUCAAGUAUUGUUGGAAGAGCUCUUGGUUCAUACAACAAGAACCCUACAAUCUCUGGACAGGUCCGUGCUCCCCCCGCCAGCACACAAGAGCUCCAAAACAUGACUGACUUGGUCGUAUUUUCCGAUAAUCGCGCUUUGCAGACUUGGCUUGGACAUCAACCCGUCACCGUCCCCUCUGACGUUGCGACUGGAGCAUCCGAUUCAUCUUUGCCCAUCACAUCAAGCCCAGUGAUCAAUAAGGAGGCCAUCAAUGAGCCUGUCCCAGUUGUUGAUUUAGAUACAAAAAGUGUUGGUUUCUUGGCACAAAACCAUGACCAAUUACCUUGGACCCCGCCCCAUAUCCAUCAGGAAAUGAACGAGCCUGAUCGUGAUGCCUGGUUGUACUGUUCCAAUCUACUGUACUCGCUCCGUUCCUCAAGUGUGUCCAAGACCGGUGGUCCAGCCCAGGCUACGAAUGGUGAGAUCCGUCGUCCUCGCAUGUCGAUCAUCUCGCCUCUUGAUGGAGUCAUUGGAUCUACUACCGACGCUAAAAAGGAUCAAUUGCCACCGUGGAUGCCCAACUCAAACACUGCAGAGAACGGAUCCGAACAGAGAUAUCUUCGUCUGGAUGUCGAAGUCACGUCGUCCCGUGUGGUCAGUGGCAAGGGCUUGGAAGAUCAUGAGCAGGUGAUCCGCUUCCCCAUCAUUCCCUUCAGUGUCUUUGAUAACUCUACCACUAGUCUGGCAUCCUCCAAAGUGGCUGCACCGACCCCUACCAACACCAUAGCCGAUUCGCCCCAGAACAAGAUCACCCGUCGUAUUCGAUCUAGCCGCGUUGAUGCGCAAGGCAAGAUCAGACGUACAUAUAAUUCCAGGGUCCUCAAACGUUCGAGCGCAGCGGCUGCAGCUGCUCAGGCAGCUUCAGAAGCGUUGCUUAGUCAGCAGUCCAUGCCUUUGAGCUCUAUUAAGGAAGAGCCUAUAGAGGUAUAUAUCAAGGCAGAGCCCAUGGACUGAGAGGGUUUAAUUCCUUCGUAUGGCCCCAGUUUUGUCCAGAAGACAAACUUUCUUAUUGUUGACCUAAUCUG
Molecule: messenger RNA, 2546 nt
Organism: Lobosporangium transversale
Lineage: Eukaryota; Fungi; Mortierellomycota; Mortierellomycetes; Mortierellales; Mortierellaceae
Exons: 3
Coding region: 28-2475 (815 amino acids)
Biological process (GO): regulation of transcription by RNA polymerase II; endoplasmic reticulum unfolded protein response
Cellular component (GO): nucleus
Molecular function (GO): DNA-binding transcription factor activity, RNA polymerase II-specific; RNA polymerase II cis-regulatory region sequence-specific DNA binding
Source: RefSeq, a predicted model, not a curated record